UCAUUGUCACUGCCAGCCUCGUCACCCGGCGUUACAUGCUCCUGUCACCCCCUCUACAUUCCAACUAUCAUCUCCUCCCUUUGGUGCUUCUUGUUCCUAUACCACACUCCCUACCCCUUCCAUUCCUUUGCUCAAAUGCGCUCCCUCCUCGCCCUCUCGCCCGUCCUCCUUUUCGCACAGCAUUCCAUCGCGGCGCCGGUCACCCCCCGCGCUGUCCUCAGCCCGGUGUUCGACGCUGUAUCCAACCAUGCAUCCCAUCCCGCCGAGAAUGCGAUCGUCUCGACUCCUGAUGAUCAUUCCAUGUCCAGACGCGCAUACACAGGACUUGGAUACGAUGGCUACCCUGGAUAUGAUAGCUACAAUGGCUUCUCUUCUAUCACAGGCGAAGACGGCGCGAACGUGGGCUACGUAGAUAGCACGACCAACGGAUAUCCCGACGCCACCGGCGACGGUUACCCCCACGACGCUGCAGACAGCGGGUAUGCUGAUACUGGCAACCCAGCUGAGCCCUCCGCCGCGACCGGCAAUAUCAGCGCUGACACUGAUACCAACGGCAGCCCCGAUCCCAACCCGAAGGAAGCGACUACGACUGAUACCAACUCGGGAAACAGCGCGAACACCGGUGAUGCCUCUGGCGCAGGCGUGUCUGGCGACGCGGAUAAUGCGAACAACGUGUCUGGAAGCAAUGGCGCUGACAAUGGAAUUCCUGAAAGCGGCGCCUCAGGCAAUGGAGCUGGUUCUGGUUCUGAUUCUCAGUCUGCUGCUACUGGUUCCGGACACGGCUCUGGCUCUGAUCCUACGUCGACGUCCACCUUCCAAGGCGCUGACAGCGCUGGCACGGGGGCUUCGAAUAUUGAUACGACAGACGCUGGCUCUGGCCCUGAUGGCACCGCCGGCGCGUCCGGAAAGGACACCACGGCUGGAACGGGCAACGCAGAUGACGGUUCGCUCGUCCAUGUGAAUGCAAAUGGAGACAACUCGAACGGCUCUACGGACAAUGCCAGCUCGUCAGACAAUACGAGACACCACACCGCGGCUCCAGGCACUGGCAAUUCAGGCGACUCCACUCCGGAUAGCGCGGACAAUGGUUCUCUCGUUGAUGCAAACGCUGGACAAACCAAUAACGGUGACUCCGCAAGUGCGUCUGCGGACAGCACGAACAGUGGCUCUCUCGUCGAUGCAAACGCUGGACAGACCAAUAACGGCAACUCUGCAAAUGCGUCUGCGGACAAGACGAACAGUGGCUCUCUGCUGGACAGACCAAUAACGGCAACUCUGCAAAUGCGUCUGCGGACAAGACGAACAGUGGCUCUCUCGUCGAUGCAAACGCUGGACAGACCAAUAAUGGCAACUCUGCAAAUGCGUCUGCGGACAAGACGAAUGGUGGCUCUCUUGUCGAUGCAAACGCUGGACAGACCAAUAACGGCAACUCCGCAAGUGCGUCUGCGGACAAGACGAAUGGCGGCUCUCUCGUCGAUGCAAACGCUGAUUCCUCCCGCAACGGCGACUCCGCCAAUGCGUCUGCGGACAAGACGAAUGAUGGCUCUGUCGUCGAUGCAAGCGCUGAUUCGGCCCGCAACGGCAAUUCCGCAAGUGCGUCUGCGGACAACACGAACGAUAGCUCUCUCGUCGGUGCGUCCGCAGCCGCGGCGAACGCAGGCAACAAAGGCCCGUCAUCUACAGGCGGAGUCAGUCUCGUGUCGAGCCCUGACGCGGACGAUGCAACAGAUGGUCGUGCUGCUUCGAAUCGACAUCAGUUCUGCCUCGGGUCGGUCUGCCUGUCGCUGAGUUUGGGCGAUAAACUAACGGGCACGGGUGCGACCGCAACGGUGCCCGAGCUCACAGGCACGUCAAGCCGGUGUAGGAGCUUGGGUCAGAUCAAUGUAUGCUUGAACGUCGGAUCAUAGGUUUCGAGCUGUGCGAAAUGUCUCUCCAAUGUAGUGUCUUUGAUCAGAGCACAAUACAGAUUGUACUAUUUUCCUAAGUGCGUUCCCAGUCCUCGUCGUCACGAUGGAUAUCAUUUUACGUCUCGAGU
This is a messenger RNA of Laetiporus sulphureus 93-53, 2035 nucleotides long. RefSeq lists its product as uncharacterized. NCBI's taxonomy places the organism in Eukaryota, Fungi, Basidiomycota, Agaricomycetes, Polyporales, Laetiporaceae. The record is from RefSeq and is a predicted model, not a curated record. Bases 136 to 1788 code for a protein of 550 amino acids. The transcript is spliced from 3 exons.